GGAUUACUUAGCGCUCCUGGAAACUGGCGAAUACUAUGAUUUAGUGAUUCAUGUAGGCCAGGAAUAUGAUGUUAAAGAAUUUAAAGCACAUUCGUUAGUAUUACGAACAAGAUCUACUUACUUUAGAGCAGCAUUGUCGAGUACUUGGGCUCGUUUGGAAGGAGGUCUGUUGGCUUUCAAUAAACCAAAUACAUCUCCUAGGGUAUUCGAAAUAAUAUUAAAGUAUAUAUACGGAGCCUCUGUAGUCCUACCUGAAAAAGAUGUGGAAUUCAAUAUUGAAGUUCUAACGACCGCAGAGGAACUUUGCCUGUCGGAUCUAUUUGAUCAUAUAGAGGAUCAUCUUCUCAAAAAUCCAGAAGGUUUACUUAAUCACUUUGCAUUAGUGUAUCAUUUUGCAACAAAGCACGGACAAUUUAAAAGGUUAUUGGAAUUCUGUGUCAAUAUCAUGGAACAGGAUCCAUCAAUAAUAUUAGAAGCCCAAGAUUUCGUUGAUAUAAGUCAAGUUACUUUGAUCUCAAUACUCAAAAAGAAAUUCUUAAUCAUCAGAGAAAUUGAGUUGUGGGAUAAAUUGGUGGAAUGGGUGAUUGCACAGGCAUCUUCUCUUGCGCCUGAUCAGGAUUUUUGGACCCCGGAGGAUUUCAAUACGUUCGGUAAAAUCGUUCAAUCAUUUCUGCCCCACGUUAAUUUCUCGUUGAUUAGUCCUGAGGAUUUUGAUAGAAAGGUUAGGCCAUUUAAACGUUCGUUUGGUGACGAUACUUAUGCCCGGAUAUUGGAACAUCAUCUGUCGCAACUUAAUGUUGCCACCGCUACACUAUUUCAAACAUGGAGUCAGGGUAUUGACUCUAAGCUAAUCACGACAAAGCAAUCAGCAAUGAUUUGCGGCAAAGUGAUGGAACCGAACAAGGCAAUACUGCAGUGUAUAGAUUAUGGUCCAUGUUUUGGAUCAGACUUGGCACUAGUAGGCAGCCAUGAUGGGCAUUGGGAAGCAAGAUGUUUGAAAGGGAACUAUGAGAAUCGCAUAAGUCCAGGAAACUAUGUAUUCUUUGCUAAUGAGUACGAAGUGUUUCAGAUCGUUAGAAAGUCGAUUUAA
Molecule: messenger RNA, 1090 nt
Organism: Acaulospora morrowiae
Lineage: Eukaryota; Fungi; Glomeromycota; Glomeromycetes; Diversisporales; Acaulosporaceae
Source: the annotation of a GenBank genome assembly